Molecule: messenger RNA, 2387 nt
Organism: Xenopus tropicalis (tropical clawed frog)
Lineage: Eukaryota; Metazoa; Chordata; Amphibia; Anura; Pipidae
Source: RefSeq, a predicted model, not a curated record
AUGGAGAGAGGGGAGAGUCUCACUGCGGAGGGAGAGAUACACGGGAGGCAAGGGCAGGCGGAGACUCCGAGGAAAGACGGACAGACGGAAAGCUGUGGGACUAGCAGCCGGGGUGUGGGAGGAGUGGGGCCGGGAUGAGGUAGGCAGUGGACACUGGAGACAUGGGCUUCUACACACCAAAGGCAAAGCCUGAGCUCAGGGGGAACACAUGAAGUGUCAGUGAAACGGACGGGUGUGUUGGGCUCAGCCAUGCCGGGGCUCCCAGCACUGCUCUUGCUCACCUGCUCCCUGGAACUUUUGGGGGCAGCCCCUGCUCUGAACUCCAGACCCUCUCUGGUGAAUGGGGAGACUGAGCAGCCUACUGCAUUAAGGGAGAUUGCAGCUUCCAAGCAAGUGACACAUCAUUGGAGAAACAUUGCCCCAAAUCAGUCUUCCAGAUACAAGAGGUCCACCCUAGGAGUCAAAGGUGAAUCCUUUCCUUUGCAGAGCACUUUCCCUACAAGAGAAGAGUCAUCACUAAUCAUGGAUUUGCAUGGCUUAGCAGAAGCCAACCUAAGCUUGGAAAACCCAAACAUUCAGGUCACUAUUGAGGUGGACCCAGACUCUCAAACAGAAUUUGAGCUGGAUCUUUCAGAUUCACGCACGGAUUGGUCUGAUUCAGACUGGGUGUCUCAGCAUGAACUUUUUUGGCCUCUGUUCUGGGAAUACAGUGACCUCUCACAGGAGGAGGGAUUGACCACUGGUACACCUGCUCCGGAAAUGGAAGAGUACUCAUCACAGUAUGACUGGGAGGACAAUGUCCUGAGUGGAGUAGAAGGAGACCGUAAAUCUCUUCGUCAAACUGACAAAACAAGGGACUCUGAAGAAAAGUAUCAAUAUGAUUAUGAGGAAGAUGAUUGGAGUGCAUGGACUCCCUGCAGUGCCACCUGUGGCACUGCUCAUCAGAAACGGAUACGUUCCUGCGGCUAUUCUUGCUCUGCCACUGAGUCCAGAAUCUGUGAACAACCCCCUUGUGCAGGAGAUGAACAAAUUACAGAGAAUACCACUAAAGGCUGGGAAACUCCAACAGAAAGUGGGACCCCUGUGCCAGAAUCAGGACAAAUAGACAGCUGUGAUCGGUGGCUGAAUUGCAAAAGUGAAUUCCUAAGCAGUUAUUUGCACAGAGUCCUCACAGAGUUGCCUAGUUGCCCCUGUUCAUAUCCCACUGAAGCCGUUUACAGCUCUUUGACUCUUCGAGAUGAAACUUUGGCGCGUAGCUUUAGAUGGAGGGAUGCAAGUGGAGGACGGGAGAGACUGGAUAUUUAUACCCCUGGGGCACGAUUCUGCCUGCGAUCCCUGCUGUCUCGGGAAAGCAGCAGCCUAGGAGCUCAGCACUGCUGCUAUGACCAAUCGCUGAGACUAAUGACACGUGGCCGAGCAGCAGGGAUCCCCAAUCUUAUCAGUGCAGACUUUUCCCCUGAGCUGCACUACAAGGCAGAUGUACUGCCAUGGAUCUUAUGCAAAGGUGACUGGAGCCGAAUACAUGCCAUCCGACCUCCAAAUAAUGGGCGAGGCUGUCCAGAGAAUCCCUCUGAGGGGGAGUAUCUGUUGCAACUGCAGGAAGCCCGUGAAUAUUAGCUAUAAUGUUAUAAUUCUGCCACUGUUCUUUUACCCUGCCCUGCUUAAGUGGAUGUUAAUCUAUUGCCACCAAAGAGUUGUAAUAUAUUGGAAAGCAUUUUUGUUUGCCAGAAGAUCAUCAGUUUACUACUGUAAUUAUUAUCCUUUAUUUAUAUAGAGCCAAUAUGUUAUGCAGAGCUUUAUAGAGAUUAUUCAUCAUUUACAUCUUAGUGGAGCUUAUAACAUAGGUUCACACACACUUUGGUCUAUUUUAUCAGGGGUCAAUUAAACUGGCUGUAUGUUUUUUGGAGAGUGGGAGUAAUCCCAUUGCAGACACAAGGAAAACAUAUAAGCACCUUGCAGAUAGUGACCUUGUCAUAGUCCAAGUCAGGACCCUAGUGCUGCAGGGCAGCAGUGCUAACCACUAUGGCACCAUACCGCUCUGUGUAGAGCCUUUUUAAGUGUUGUUGAUGUACCAAAUGGUUUGUAUAUGUGUCAAUUGUUUAUGUGCAGAAUGUGUUUAUAAAUAUUUGCACACAUAUAAAACGCAUGGUGUUUUGGAUCUCAAAGAUGCAGUAGGAGUGGAAAGUGAUUGGGUGAGGACUGAUUUCUGCGUGCUUGUGUAUGUGAAAUGGUUUCUGUUAGUUCACACUGCUGCUAAAGUUGCUGUCAUUUUUAUCAUUCCACAGUUUUCACUGAUAUGAGUAACUAGUUAUUAAUGAUUCUGCAAAUGACUUCUACAGUAUAUUUUUCCACCACUGUACUUAAAUUAAAAUAUUUUGGUUAAAUCA